This is a messenger RNA of Spinacia oleracea (spinach), 2397 nucleotides long. Lineage: Eukaryota; Viridiplantae; Streptophyta; Magnoliopsida; Caryophyllales; Amaranthaceae. The record is from RefSeq and is a predicted model, not a curated record.
UGAAAGUCAUGAAAAGUUUCCACCUCACAUUUGCACAUAGGAAUUGAUAGGAUAAAGAACACACACAUGACACAUCACUUAAAUAAUUUCCAUGUCCAAAUAAUUGCAAAAUACUUUAAUAAUUCUACAAACUUUGAAUCAAAAGAAUAUACGAAUACUCAAAAAGUAAGAAUCACCAACAACAAACAUUCUAUUGGAUUAACCAAAAAAAUGGGAGGUUCAUCGAAAACGGUGAGGAAGUUAGAGGUGGCGACACCGGUACCGGCGGACAUUGACAUAGCAAAUGCGGUGGAGCCGCUUCAUAUCGCUGAUAUUGCCGCCGAUCUCAAUCUCUCUCCUCGUCACUACGACCUUUAUGGCAAAUACAAGGCCAAGGUUUUGCUGUCUGUGUUGGAUGAAGUUCAAGAAACCCAGGAUGGAUAUUACGUCGUGGUUGGUGGAAUUACUCCUACUCCUCUCGGGGAAGGCAAAUCUACCACCACUGUUGGUCUUUGUCAAGCCUUGGGAGCUUUCCUUGAUAAGAAGGUUGUCACUUGCCUUCGUCAACCAUCACAAGGGCCAACUUUUGGAAUAAAAGGUGGUGCAGCUGGUGGUGGUUAUAGUCAAGUGAUUCCAAUGGAUGAGUUCAACCUUCACUUAACUGGGGAUAUACAUGCUAUAACAGCUUCAAACAAUCUUCUCGCUGCUGCCAUAGACACCAGAAUGUUCCAUGAGUCCACCCAGUCAGAUAAAGCUCUCUUUAACCGUUUGUGCCCCCCUAACAAAGAAGGUAAAAGAACCUUUUGUAACAUUAUGCACAGGCGUUUGAAAAAGCUUGGUAUUGAUAAGACUAAUCCAGACGACCUUACACCGGAAGAGGUCACAAAAUUUGCUAGGCUUGAUAUUGACCCCGAUUCCAUUACAUGGAGAAGAGUUAUGGAUGUGAAUGACCGGUUUUUGAGGAAAAUUAGUGUUGGUCAGGGGCCUGAUGAGAAGGGGAUGGUAAGAGAAACUGGAUUUGAUAUUUCCGUUGCUAGUGAGAUAAUGGCAGUUCUGGCUCUAACAACUUCUCUGGCUGAUAUGAGGGAGAGACUUGGGAAAAUGGUGAUUGGAAAUAGCAAGGCUGGAGAACCGAUUACUGCUGAUGAUCUUGGCUUAGGUGGUGCUUUGACUGUAUUAAUGAAGGAUGCAAUCAACCCCACGCUGAUGCAGACUCUGGAAGGAACACCUGUGCUUGUUCAUGCUGGUCCUUUUGCAAAUAUUGCUCAUGGUAAUUCCUCUAUUGUUGCUGACAAGAUUGCCCUGAAGCUGGUUGGACCUGGUGGGUUUGUGGUUACUGAAGCAGGGUUUGGUUCUGAUAUCGGAACUGAGAAGUUCAUGAACAUAAAGUGCCGAUAUAGUGGUUUGACUCCACAGUGUGCUAUUGUUGUUGCGACAGUGAGGGCUUUGAAAAUGCAUGGUGGUGGACCACAAGUAGUGGCUGGCAAGCCUCUUGAUCGUGCAUACUUAACAGAGAAUGUGGGUCUUGUUGAGGCUGGCUGUGUUAAUCUUGCCAGGCAUAUUAUAAAUACGAAGGCCUAUGGUUCAAAUGUCGUGGUUGCCAUCAACAUGUUUUCUUCUGACACAGAAGCAGAGCUGAAUGCUGUUAAAAAAGCAGCAAUGGAUGCUGGAGCGUUUGACGCAGUUAUUUGUACCCAUCACGCCCAUGGUGGAAAAGGAGCGGUGGAUCUUGGCAUAGCUGUUCAGAAAGCAUGUGAGAACGUAACGCAGCCUUUGAGGUUCUUAUAUCCUCUGGAUAUUAGCAUCAAAGAGAAAAUAGAGGCAAUUGCAAAGUCUUAUGGUGCUGCUGGCGUCGAAUACUCAGAACAGGCUGAGAAAAAGAUUGAGAUGUACAGCAAGCAAGGGUUCUCCAAUCUUCCAAUAUGCAUGGCAAAAACGCAAUAUUCAUUUUCCCACAAUGCUGCUGAAAAGGGAGCUCCAAGCGGAUUUAUCUUGCCUAUUCGGGAUGUUAGAGGUAGCAUCGGAGCUGGAUUCAUUUACCCGUUGGUAGGAACCAUGAGUACAAUGCCUGGGCUCCCAACAAGGCCGUGCUUCUUUGAUAUUGAUCUCGACACUACAACAGGGAAGGUUAUCGGUCUUUCUUAGGAAAAAAAUUGAGUUAGUUUCCCUUUUCCAGCCAAACUUCUUGGACCUUUUUUAUUUUUUGUAUGAACUUCUGUAUUUCUUAUGAGCCAUUAUUUCCCAUUGCUUCACUAAUAAAUAGAAGCUAAUAAGUCUUGCCCUUUGUUCGGUCUGUGUACCCCUCGGCCUUUCUAUACUAGAUGUGUGCAUCAAUGUUGGAUCUUAUUUGUAAUCAUCAAAUUUAUAGAUUAUACAAGUAAUCUGAAGAUGGUUAUUUUACCAUCAUUUUCUCUGUUA